Messenger RNA from Cucurbitaria berberidis CBS 394.84, 2409 nucleotides. RefSeq names its product kinase-like protein. Gene Ontology annotation, cellular component: cytoplasm. The transcript is spliced from 5 exons. The record is from RefSeq and is a predicted model, not a curated record. Gene Ontology annotation, biological process: intracellular signal transduction; protein phosphorylation. The coding region runs from base 1 to 2409 and encodes 802 amino acids. Gene Ontology annotation, molecular function: protein serine/threonine kinase activity; ATP binding. Lineage: Eukaryota; Fungi; Ascomycota; Dothideomycetes; Pleosporales; Cucurbitariaceae.
AUGCAGUCAAAUCUCAGAGCUCAGGCUGAGAUUCAGGCCCAGCGGAAGAAGCAGCUCGCGAAUUCGUAUAAACAGCUCCUCGAUGAAUUCGCCGCGACAGACUUGAAGACGGUAGGAAACUACACGCUAGGGAAACUUAUCGGCAAAGGUAGCUUUGGAAAGGUCUAUUUGGCAACGCAUAAGCUCAGCAAUGGGUCCAAGGUCGUGCUCAAGAGCGCGAAGAAAGACGACACCAAUCUCGCGCGAGAGAUCCACCACCACCGCCAAUUCAUACACCCGCAUAUCGCCCGGUUAUACGAGGUCAUAGUCACAGAGACGCUGGUCUGGCUCGUCCUCGAAUACUGUCCAGGAGACGAGCUGUACAACUAUCUCCUCGCAAAGGGCGCUCUCGAACCCUCCAAAGUCCAGCGCAUCUUCACACAGCUUGUCGGCGCCGUGUCCUACGUGCACAACAAGUCCUGCGUCCACCGCGAUCUGAAACUCGAGAACAUCCUGCUGGACAAACACGGAGACGUGAAGUUGGUCGAUUUCGGGUUCACGAGGGAAUAUGAGGGCAAGAGCAACUAUCUGCAGACAUGGUGCGGGACUGUGUGCUACAGCGCGCCGGAGAUGCUAAAGGGCGAAAAGUAUGCGGGAGAAAGGGUGGAUGUUUGGAGUCUGGGAAUCAUUCUAUAUGCGCUGCUGGUGGGCGAAUUGCCGUUUGACGAUGACGAUGAGAUGAUCACGAAGGCGAAGAUAUUGAAGGAAGAGCCUACAUACCCGGAGAAUUUUCCCCCGCAGGCAAGAGAGCUGUGCCAGUCGCUGCUAUCGAAACGGCCAAUACUGAGACCGUCAUUGGCCGACAUAUUACAGAAUCCGUGGUUGUCAGAACACGCGCCGCGCCAACAAGAAACGCUGAAACUGCAACAGCCCGCACCUUUCUCGACCGAGUUGGAGAAGGAAGUGCUUCAUCGGAUGCGCGCCGCUGGGGUCGAUAUCGAUAUGGUGAUUGAGAACGUCCUGGCGCAGCGAUGCGAUGCUUUGGCUGGCUGGUGGGCACUACUGCUGGAAAAGGAGGAGAGGAAGGCGAAGAGACGGGAGCGCAAGCGUAAAGAGAGGGAGGCGGAAGCGAAGAGCUUGCGGCGGUUAAGUGCUGCAAGCAGUCGUUUGGACAAAAUCGCGCCUACAAUUAGAGAGAUGGACGAGGAGGGCUUUGCCUCGAAGAUGCCCAGUGAUCAACCAAAGAGUCGAGGGAGGACUACGAAUCGGCGAAGUCUUCAUGGCGCGCCAGAUCUCCCUCGCCUCCCAGAAUCCGGCUCGACACCCAGCCUUCGCUCCGAAAAGCCUCUCCCGCCAAUCGGUAGCCACCAAGCCCGUGGCUCAGACUCGUCGUCACGGCCUCGACCGCCAGCGAAGGAUCUCGACAGGCGACGAUCACGUAGUAGCAUGCUGCAAGUCGUUUCCACCAACUCGGACCUCCUUCAUCCGAACGGCUUUGUACCCAAACAACGACGUAGGAAACAGCCCUUCAUUGACCACCUCUUGUCGCUCAGAAACUGGAUAAAAGAAACAUCGAAACGCGCUCGAUCGCCAAACUCAAAAGCAAGUAGCGGACAGAGCCCGAAGAUACCAGAAAGUAAAUCACCAGACUCGAAGCGACGUUUGAGCACCGCGAACCGCACAUCGGUACAUACGAAUUCGAGUCUCACGCCGACGGCGCAAGUCACGCCCCGAGCUCGUGUAUCCACGCAUGGCUCCGGCUCCGUACGACGACUAUCAGCGUCUCCCGCGCCACUCACACCACGCUCCUCGUACCGGCGCUCCUCGGGCGGUCUGCGAGGCCGAAAAUCCACGUCUUCGUCGGUAUCGUCGAUCCGCAGUAUGCCGCACCACCACCACUCGCACUCGAAAGCGUCUUCAACAUCCUCCGCAUCGAUUACCUCACCUGCUGUGUCUCUAUCAGGACAUGGCCACAAGAUAACCAAGAGUCCGCAUAACAGCAUCAAGGUCCUCCCCGCAACACCUACCUCGUCCACUUUCCCUUCCAACAUCCGUCUCGUGCGCGCAGGCGUGCCCUCUUCCUUCAACGAAGGCGGCUUCGCCUUCGGCACGUCUUCCACCGGCCCCCCUGCAUCCCCCGGUCUCAUCUUCGCCAAACGGAAGAGAAGUCCCUUCAAGGGCCCCUCGCUGAACGUCAACACCCAAGGCAGUCCCGGGUGGCGCGGUCGCAGCGACGGGGGGAGUAGGACCCAGAGCGUGCAAGGCAGGCGCAGUGGCGAGAUCAUGGGCAUUACCGAGGAAGAAGAAGAGGAAGAGGAGGAAGAGGACAUUGAAGUGGUGGACUUUAGUCGCCAGUUGAAAGAGGGCGAGUUUGUCGAGGAAGAAGAGGAGGAGAAACCGCCGCCUACUCCGCCUAAAGAGAAGGCGUAG